AUGUCAGCUUUCGGUCAACCGAAUCAAAAUAAUAAUAGUGGUAAUCCAACACCAACUUUCCUGUUUGGACAACCUGCUUCAAACACAGCCAAUGAAAAUAAGCCAUCUGCAUUUGGAGGAUUCUCAGCUCUGAAUAGUGCCAAUAAUAGUGGAAGAAGUACACCUGCUCCAGCUUUUUCAUUUGGUGGUGCUGCCACUGCAUCUACUAAUGCUCCAACUUCAAAUACAGCCAAUACAACGACAGGAGGGGGAUUCUCAUUUGGUGCAUCUCAACCUUCUGGUGGAUCAAUAUUUGGGGCUAAACCAGCCACAGCUUCAGGAACAGCUUCACCAUUCGGAGCACCAACUCCUGCUCCUGCUGCAUCUACUUCAGGAGGAUUAUUCGGUAAUAAACCAACUUUAAAUGCUCCUUCAGCGUUUGGAGCUCCAAAGGCCGAUCUGCCCGCUCCAACUGGUGGAUCAUUAUUCGGAAGUGCUAAUAAUUCAACAGGUGGAUUAUUCGGUGCAAAAUCGAAUGAAAUUGGAAAACCAGCUAGUCCAUUUGGUGCUCCAGCUCCAACCACAACUUCUAAUACAACAACUGGUGGUGGAUUUUCAUUUGGUGGCAAUGCUGCUUCAACCGCUGACAAACCUGCUGGUGGUUUAUUUAGUUCUGGUUCAACUACUCCAGCUCCAGCAGCUCCUACAACUGGUUUUGGUUUUGGUGGCGCUGCAACUUUAAGCACAACAGACAAACCUGCAGGUGGAUUAUUUGGUUCCGCUGCUCCAUCUACUAAUGCUUCAACUUCAGGAUUCUCAUUCGGUGGUGCUAAACCAGCCGAACCUGCUACCUCAACUACUACCGAUAAACCAGCUCCUCCUGCCCUUUCAUUUGGAAGUACUAAUAACUCUUCAACCUCAGGAUUAUUCGGUAAGAAGGAUGGAACUUCUACCCCAACUACUCUUUCAUUCGGUGCUGCUAAACCAGAAGAACCAAAGAAAGAUGGUGGAUUAUUUGGAAGUUCUUCAGCAACGACCGCAGUUCCUAGUGGAUUUUCAUUAGGUGGUGCUGCCAAAACUGAUUCUAUUACACCACCUCCUAGUUCAGGUGGAUUAUUUGGAAGUUCAACUGCUAAAAAGGACGAUCCAGCUCCAACUUCUGGACUUUCAUUUGGUGCUCCUAAACCAGCUACUAGUGGUGGAUUUUCAUUUGGUGCUCCUAAAGAAGCUGAAAAACCUGCAUCAACUGGUUUUUCAUUUGGGGCCAAGAAAGAUGAUGCUCCAGCAGCUACUACUAAACCAACUUUAGGUGGUUCAUUCUCUCUUGGAGGAAAUAAAGAUGAAACUUCAGCUCCAAAGCCAACUUUGGGUGGAGGAUUUUCUCUCGGUGGAAGUACUAAAAAGGAUGAACCUACCAAACCAAGUUUAGGAUUUUCACUUGGUGGAACUAGUAAAGAAGAACCAGCCAAAUUAGGAGGAUUUUCUCUUGGUGGAUCUACUACAACUGAUGACAAACCAGCAGCUGCUGCUACCAGUGGUGGUUUCUCAUUCGGAGCCAAAAAAGAUGAUAAACCAGCCACACCAGCUACAGGUGGAUUUUCAUUUGGUGGUGCUAAUAAAGAAGAAGAAAAGAAAGAUGCCACUACACCUGCAACCACUGCUGCUCCAACUAGUUGUGGACCCACAUCAGCUUCAACUACUUCCACAACUACAACUGCAACCACUACAGUUGCUCAACCUAAUUUAAAACCAACUAAAAUAGAACCAAUAGCCGUUUCGAUAGAUAACAAGACCUUGGAUGAUUUAAUAAUUAAAUGGUCUAAACAAUUGACUAGUACAUCUAAAGUGUUUGAUAGUUAUACAUCCAAAGUUAAAGAAUGGGAUGAACAAUUGGUUAGUAGUGGAGAUAAUAUAUUACAAUUAAAUCAAGAUACUUUAGAAGCUGAAUCAUUACAAAAUAAAAUUGAUCAACAUUUAUUGUUUGUGGAAAAUCAACAAGAUGAAUUAGAAAAAUUAUUACAUAAUUAUGAACAACAAGCUGAUAUUUUAUUGAAUAAUAUUGAACUAAACAAUAGUAGUCUGUUAAAUGCUGGACUUAUAACUGAUGGUUCUAGUAGUGGAAAUGCAGGAGAUAAUGGUAAUGCCAAUUCUAACUCUAAUAAUAAUACAACUGGUGGUAAUACUAACAGUAGUAAUACUACUAUUCAAGCUGCUGCUAGUACUUUAAGUGUUACUGAUAAAUUAAGAGAAAAAGCAUAUCAUGCGGCUGAAUUAUUAGAUGAAAGAAUUGAUAAUUUAACUGAUAAUUUAAGUACUUUGAUUAAUGAAGUUAAUUCUGUUAGUGAUGUAUUUACUAAGAAUUCGAUUAAUGAUUUUGCUAAUACUUCAAAUGAUCAAAAUGGUCAAUCCAAUAGCAUAAUCAAAUCAAAUUCAAAUAAUAGUACUGUUGCCAGUACUAAUAAUGGUAAUCCAAUUGAAGAGAUUGUUCAAUUGUUAAACUUGCAUUUAGAAAACUUGAAAUAUAUUGAGAAGGGAGAAGAAGAAUUAAAGGAAAAGCUUGCUAAAGUCAAUCGUACUAAGAAAUUGUCAUAUUAG
Messenger RNA from Scheffersomyces coipomensis, 2574 nucleotides. It is a transcript of the gene NSP1, whose product is annotated as FG-nucleoporin. Gene Ontology annotation, molecular function: structural constituent of nuclear pore; phospholipid binding. Gene Ontology annotation, biological process: protein import into nucleus; RNA export from nucleus. The record is from RefSeq and is a predicted model, not a curated record. Gene Ontology annotation, cellular component: nuclear pore; nuclear pore central transport channel. The transcript has a single exon. Bases 1 to 2574 code for a protein of 857 amino acids. Lineage: Eukaryota; Fungi; Ascomycota; Pichiomycetes; Serinales; Debaryomycetaceae.